UCUCUUUCAUUGAGAUUAACUUGUUGCCAUGGUUGUCUAGUUACAUCCGGUUUUCAGUGGAAUCAACACAAAACAACGAUGGCUGCAAAAUUGCAAUCGUCCAGGGAUCCUUACCCUUUUCCUAAACUGCAGAACGACGGUGACUUCGUUGGUAGUGGAGUUAAUCAGAAAUAUCCCUAUUCUGAGCCCACCCAUAUUGCCCAAAGACAGGAUCCCUGGAAUCGACUCAACACCAAGUGCACCCUGGCCUCCUCCAGACGAGAAAUCUACCAUAAUGAUCCACAGGCUCCCAAUGAUAGUCUAGACUUUGUCCUGAAAUCUCAAUAUGAUCACCAUGACCAGUUUCUUAAUGCGAAAAACGAAACCUUGUAUCAGCCUGAAACUUAUACUGAGAGCCAUGGGCGUGUAUUGAAGAACAGAGUAAAGGAAGUGAUUAUCCCACCACCAGUGAUGGCUCAUCCUCUAGAAGUGACUGCUCAGAAGAAAAGAGAGAGCAUUCAUAGCAUAAAAAAUGCCAUCGAAUCGCACCACACUCAAACGACCAAUCGAGGUUACUCCAGAAAACCAGAUGGCGGAUUUUUCUCUUCUUAAUAAGAUUUAAUACAAAUAGUUUUGGUUAUAAAGAAAGAUUGGCGUAUUCCAAAAUCUUAAGAUUCAGGGCAGUUUCUAUUAAAAGCAGCUUGUCAUCCAGAUUUGUAAAGUUUGAUAGAAACACCAUUGUUAACACUGGGUCAAUUGUUUUGUCACAACACAAAAGAAAAUGCUCAAAAAUGUUUGCAGACAUACAUGUAGUAUUGGCAUUUACUUUAUCAAAAAGAAUACUAGUGUAACAAAAAAAUCCUACUUUUGGCGCCAAAAUUUAAGAUAUAUGUAAUCUGGAACAUUGAUUUUAACUGCCAAGAUUUACACAAGAAUGUUUAUUGACGUUUGACAAAUUUAUCAAGACAAUUUCCUAUUCUUUGCAUGUAGAUGUGUUUACGGUAUACAAUUUUGUUGAUUUGAAUAUAGUUUAUAUACAUUUAUAUAGAACACUGUGAUAUUUAUGUUUUGGAAAAGUAUGUAUAAAUGUAUGUUUUGUGUAUUGUAAAAGGGCGUUUUUCUGAAAUGGACUUUAAUCAAAAAAACAUGCAGAUUGUAUAUGUAAAUGUAUGUUGUUUAAAAAAAUUCGCCGAGUUACUUAGCAACCAAAAAUAACAAGAUCUUACACGAAAACAACUGUAUGUGUAAAUUAACAUAAUAUUGUUAAGUACUUGUUUAAUUUAUGUAUUGGCCUCUAUGAAUUUUAUUGUAUUAUAUAAUAUGACAAAGAUUGAAUAUACAGUAAUGACAUCAGGCAUUACAUAUCAGUUCAGCUUUUCAGCGUACAUGUAGGUUUAUACAUAUUUAUGCAAUUUUAUCCAAGAACCAUUGUACUUGUAUUUGUUUGUAGAUUUUUUUUACAUGUUUGUCUACUUAAGGGGCAAAUACUGGAUUUGGUUAGGUAAUUUCCCUGUUGCAGGUUAACUGGAGAAUCAGAGAGAACGAUAAGAAACAUUACAGAUGUGACAUGUGAAACCAUUAUUUGUUGUGCCUUUGUUUAACUUUUUUAAAUGAACAUUAAUGCUUCCAGUGGAUAAACUGUUUGAAUAAUUGCACAACUUUUUAAAUCAUAAA
This is a messenger RNA of Dreissena polymorpha, 1653 nucleotides long. RefSeq names its product protein CFAP276-like. The coding region runs from base 79 to 591 and encodes 170 amino acids. The record is from RefSeq and is a predicted model, not a curated record. The transcript has 4 exons. NCBI's taxonomy places the organism in Eukaryota, Metazoa, Mollusca, Bivalvia, Myida, Dreissenidae.